AUGCCCAACCUCGAAGAGGGAGCAGACCUGGAGACCAGGCACUUGUUGCCCACACCGCUGGGAAAUGCUGUUGAAAAAGACUCCGAGGGCAAUGAAGGAACGAGCCAAGAGCGAUUCGAGCGCGUCACGAGCAGUUUUCGUGACUUCAGUCUUCAGCGCUGCUGUCAAUGCUUGUUGGGGCCGGUCUUUGGAUGGCUUGGUUUCAGCUUUUUAGACACUUGGUGGCCUCAGAGACAUCUCAGCCCGGCAGAAUGGGCUCUCUAUCAUCGGCAGCAGAAGCAUAAGAAGGAUUUGGCAUGCAUUGCACGAGCCAUGACGGGAAUUCCCGUCUCACCGGAGCUGCUGCGAUCUGCCAUGCUUUCUUUUGCUGGAAGCGAUCAGAGUGUCGAUUUGUCCUUCGCGGAGCUGAAUGCCAUGUUCUACUUUGCUGGAUGCCACAACGACGCGAAGUCUGCGUUUCUCGCGUUCGUGCGAACUCUGCGGUCACCAACGGAAAUGCAGGGGGUCUCCGAUCGUGUGGCUCUGGAAGAUCUGCUCGAAGCCUUUGCUCGGUGGCCUUCGCACCGCUCGGCGGUGGCCUCUGCAGGCGCCUGA
Molecule: messenger RNA, 594 nt
Organism: Durusdinium trenchii
Lineage: Eukaryota; Dinophyceae; Suessiales; Symbiodiniaceae
Source: the annotation of a GenBank genome assembly